Solanum lycopersicum (tomato) is the source of this 1946-nucleotide messenger RNA. RefSeq lists its product as uncharacterized. Lineage: Eukaryota; Viridiplantae; Streptophyta; Magnoliopsida; Solanales; Solanaceae. The record is from RefSeq and is a predicted model, not a curated record.
AUUUACGAUAGUUAGGGGUGUAUUUGUCUUUUUUUUCCCGAUAGAUUAUAAUAGACUCCAUCUUCUACUCACAUAGCUUCCAUUUUUUUUCUCUUCUUCAACAUCAUCAAUGGAGGAUGAAGAAGAAACACAGCAAAUACUCAAAGUUCUCGAAGCACUAAAACAAGCUUCACAACAACUACAAUCGAAUCCAGAAUCCGAUACAUCCGAAUCCGACUCAUCAUCUUCAUCAUCCGCCAUUAAAGCUUUGCUUGAGCUCGACACUUACUCCGACCCGAACCUCUUAAAUCUAUCUAACCAUCUCUCCGAUCUCAAAACCCUAAUCUCUUCGUUACAUAAAUCGAAACACAAACAUGGUAGAAUCAAAUCAUUCCUCACUCGUAGAGUCAAAACUCAUGAAAUCACAAAAGUUGCAGAAUCAAUCGAAUCAGAAAUCCAAGCUUGGAUUGAUCGAGAAUCGAUUACAAAUCUCACUAAUCAGCUUCAACAAAUCCGUUUACAAUCAAAUUCAUCGCAAUACGAAGAAGAUGAAGAUGAAAUCGUUGAGAAAUUAACUAUUUUCCAUGAUCGAUUGAGUCAGGGCUUCAAUAUAAACCUUCAGGAAUUGUUAUUGAAAUCAAAAAUUUUCUCCGAGCUCGAAUUUCUCAUCUGCUGCGACGGUAAUAUACCUGAGAAAAUUCGUGAAAAAGCUGGAUACGCUUUGAAAGAAGUUGUACUAUUCAACAAAGACGUAUUCGUUGGGCAAAUUCUAAUGGGUCAAACAAUAAAAGCUUUGAUUUCAAUGGAUUCUCUGUGUUCAUUAGAAGUUUUAUCUUCGCUUAUAAAAGCAAUUCGAAGUCCUUUCGUCGAUGUACUCGAAUCCGUUGGUGGAAUUUCAAAGUCGAUUUCGUAUUUAAACUCCGAUGAUUUGCCAUUCAAGGUAACUGCUAUGGAUUUUGUACUUGAAAUUGGGUAUUUUGGGAGAAAAGAAGCUGUAGAAGCAAUGUUGAACUGCGAUUUGAUUAAAAAAUUGGUGGGGUUACAGAGGUCUGAUUUGGGUGGUGAUUUGAUUGAUUUGGGAAAAGUUCAUGAUGAAGAAAUCGACGAAGAUGAACACGAAGAGAAAACGAAGAAGAAAAGGGGAAACAAAGAGAAGAGAUUUUUGGAGAAACAUCCAUUUGCGAGCUGUGUAGCAAGAUUUACAGUGCAAUUGGAAGUAGGAGAAGGAUUAAGACAGAGAGAAAAAAGGGGAUUUAAACAGGAGAUAUUGAAGAAGAUUAGAGACGCUUGUGAUACUGAUGCUGAAGCUGCCACCAUUGUUGCUGAGGUUCUAUGGGGUUCUUCACCUUGAAAGCCGACGAGUAAGCACGCGAGUCACGACUACCAAGGAAGUGAAAGAGAGCCUAAGAAUGGAAAAGAGCUAUUUAACUAUAAACAUGCUUCUCUGCGCAAUGUAAUUGAAAGAACUUUUGGUGCGUGGAAAAGUAGAUUCAGAAUACUAAGACAAGGCAUGAACAACUAUGAAUGUGACAUGCAAGUGAAAAUAGUAAUUGCUUGCGCUGUAUUGCAUAAUUUUUUACGUGAACACCAAAGUAGUGAUGGAAUAUUCAAUGAAUAUGAAAAUGAUGAUAUGGUUAUUGAUGAAAGUGACGAACUACUGGCUCAGGAUAACAACAUCGCUUCAUCUUCUCGAUCGUCUGAUUCGAAAAUGCAAACUCAUCGAGAAGAGAUUGUUCAUAAAAUGUGGGAAGAUUAUAUUAAAGAAUAGGUUGAACUCUUUCAGAUGAGAAAACAUAGGUUUUUCAGUGAUUAUAAUAUUUAUUUCCUUUUGUUUUCUUCUCUUUUUUUUUCCGAAUUUAUAUUAGUUGUAUUUUCAUUAUCAUGAUUUGUACCAAGACCUUUUCACUAUACGAAUAUUUACUGUAAUGAUUCUUGUUGAUUUGUUGCGGAAGUCAUAAAUCUUGUUA